GCCCAGGCAACAAGCCGAGUCCUCGGCCGAGUCAGUUGGGACGGCGAGAGCGGGGCAGAGGAGGGGGGUAGCCACCAUUUUUGGGAAACGGGGCUCCGGUCGCGCUCGGAUGAGCGAGCGUGUGAGGAAGCCAACACACAGGACGCAGACAUUUGAAAGUAACUACACCAAAGAGUACUGCAAACCUGCCACUACCAUGGCAACAAAAUGUCUUGAAAAUGCUCAAGAAUAUAGAUAAAAAAAUGUUCCAUGGGAUAUGUCUGUGUCAUACUUAUAAAAAUCUAGAAGAAAAUACUCUUCAUCUUUACAUGAUGCCAUGAAGCUCAUUGAAGUCCAGUCAUCAUUUUAUUCUUAAAAGGUUACAGAACAGAUUGAUCAUUGGUUUACAUUUUUGCUGUACUUUAACAUUUGAAUGCCUGUCCCACCCAGUUCCUGGAGGACAAAGCCUGCUUCAAUUCAUUUAAAAAACUCACUUUCACUGCUGUUGUUUGAUAAGUUACAAAUGGUUUGGAUUUUUAUCAUGAACCGGAUGAACCCACAAAGCAGUUCUCUGACUCAGCGUAGGCGAAUGGCUCUUGGCAUUGUCAUUCUUCUUCUGGUUGAUGUCAUAUGGGUUGCUUCUUCCGAACUCACAUCGUAUGUUUUCACUAUGUAUAAAAAACCAUUCUUCAGUACGUUUGCAAAAACAUCCAUGUUUGUUCUUUACCUCUUGGGAUUCAUCAUCUGGAAACCAUGGAGGCAACAGUGCACGCGUGGGUUUCGUGGAAGGCAUGCAGCUUUUUUUGCAGAUGCUGAAAGUUAUUUUGCCACUUGUACAACUGACAAUACUGUGAAUAGUUCUUUGAGUGAACCUUUGUAUGUUCCUGUAAAGUUUCAUGAUUUGCCAAGUGAAAAAAGUAGCAGCAUUAACAGUGAUGCUGAAAAAACUCCCAAAAAACCACGUGUAAGAUUCAGUAACAUUAUGGAGAUUCGACAACUCCCAGCAAAUCAUGCACUGGAAGCAAAGCUGUCUCGUAUGUCUUACCCAACAGUUAAAGAGCAGGAUUCAAUAUUAAAAGCUGUAGGGAAGCUUACUGCACCUCAAGUAGCCAAAAUCAGCUUUUUCUUUUGCUUUGUGUGGUUCUUGGCAAAUUUCUCUUAUCAAGAAGCACUUUCAGACACUCAAGUGGCGAUAGUUAACAUUCUGUCAUCAACCUCUGGAUUAUUUACCGUAAUCCUUGCUGCAGUAUUUCCAAGUAAUAGCGGAGAUAGAUUUACCCUCUCAAAAUUGUUAGCUGUCAUUUUAAGCAUUGGAGGUGUUGUUCUUGUGAAUUUGUCUGGAUCUGAGAAAUCCGCAGGAAGAGAUACAAUAGGAUCUCUCUGGUCUCUGAUGGGAGCUAUGCUGUAUGCAAUCUAUAUAGUUAUGAUAAAACGAAAAGUUGACAGAGAAGAUAAACUCGAUAUUCCAAUGUUUUUUGGUUUUGUUGGCUUGUUUAACUUGCUGUUGCUUUGGCCAGGCUUCUUCCUACUCCAUUAUACUGGAUUUGAGGUCUUUGAAUUUCCCAAUAAAUUAACCCUAAUGUGCAUAGUCAUUAAUGGCCUUGUUGGAACUGUCCUGUCUGAAUUCCUCUGGUUGUGGGGCUGCUUUCUUACCUCAUCAUUGAUAGGAACACUUGCCCUGAGCCUUACAAUACCUCUGUCCAUAAUUGCUGACAUAUGCAUGCAAAAGGUCCAGUUUUCUUGGUUAUUUUUUGCAGGGGCAAUCCCUGUAUUUUUUUCCUUUUUCAUUGCAACACUUUUAUGUCACUACAACAACUGGGAUCCAGUAAUGGUGGGAAUUAGAAGAGUUUUUGUAUUUAUCUGCCGAAAACAUCGUAUUCAGAGAACAUCUGAAGAAAGCGAACAGUGUGAAAGUCUCAUUGCAGUUCAUAAUGUUUCCCAAGAAGAUGGAGAAUGUGGUUGUUCUUAGGCAACAGCGUAAAAUGUCAUGAAAACUCAGCGAAGAGACAAUCACUUGGAAAGUCCUCUUGGAAUCAUGUUUCAGUACCUCUUCUGAAUCUUUAAAUGUUUCAGUUCUUUUGAAACUUAAAAAUAUACAGAUUCUUUUUCAGUUUCCAGUAUUUAACCAGUUAGAGGAAAUGCCAAUCCUUUACGAAAACCAGCUUGCCUUAUAGAACUCAGCUGGUGAAAUUACUUGACAAAUCAAAGAGAAUGCUGUUCUAAUGAUUUUCUUUUUUAAAAAAGAAAACAUAUUUUUGUUGAGUGCUGGAUAUUUUUACAAAUACUUUUCAUCUUCUGUAAAAAGUCAUAAUUUUGUAAAAAAUUUCAAAUGGAAAGAUAAAACACCAGUUUACCUGUAAUAGGUACGAAUUAUCAUUUUGUGAUGUAUAAACUCUACUUGAAUAAUGAAAAAAAAAAACAAUUUAUU
This is a messenger RNA of Protobothrops mucrosquamatus (brown spotted pit viper), 2407 nucleotides long. RefSeq names its product solute carrier family 35 member F5 (gene SLC35F5). Gene Ontology annotation, cellular component: membrane. The record is from RefSeq and is a predicted model, not a curated record. Bases 413 to 1948 code for a protein of 511 amino acids. Gene Ontology annotation, biological process: regulation of peptide transport. The transcript has 18 exons. NCBI's taxonomy places the organism in Eukaryota, Metazoa, Chordata, Lepidosauria, Squamata, Viperidae.